Molecule: messenger RNA, 692 nt
Organism: Papilio polytes (common Mormon)
Lineage: Eukaryota; Metazoa; Arthropoda; Insecta; Lepidoptera; Papilionidae
Exons: 4
Coding region: 40-528 (162 amino acids)
Source: RefSeq, a predicted model, not a curated record
UUAAAGUUGUUUUUUAGGUUAUUAAAUUUUAUCUUUAUUAUGCUUUACCGUUUAAUUUUGUUUGUUAUUACUAUCGUGCUUGUGAAAACAGAUCCAAGUAUAACUGAACUAGAAGAUUCGCAUAAUGAAAAUAAUACCGAGUACGAAAUAGCAAAUGGUAGAAUUCAUAUGACAUUGAAACAAUAUUACUGCGCAUGGAAAGAUUCGAAUAAUUCAAAACCUCUGACGUUCGGUGCCAAAUCUUGGGUAUUUCCAAAGCAAGACGUGAAUUUAGUGCUGUCGUAUCCUGACAAAAAUCAAGCCAUAAAAAGUAAUGAAGUGAUAACCAAAUUCAAUGUAUUCAUAAAGAUAGAUAGCAGCGACAGCAAAGGAUAUAUCACGUCUGGAGGUAUCCUACAGGAUCACAUAUCUCUAUCUUUUGUAUUCCGCGGCAUUACAUCGCUGUCGUAUCAGUUUUGGCUGUACGGGAUGUCGAGCGACUAUAUUCCCAGAAUCGACCCGUACGCAAAUAUACAACCUAUGUGCUAGCUAUUAAACAUUUGUCAAACGUUUGGUGCCACGCAGUAAAUGUUUGGAACCGUGCUGUAAAUGUUUCACAACUGUUUGGUGCCGCGCUAUUAUUCUUUUUAAUUGUUACUAUCUACCUUGCUUCUAAUGUAAAUACGUUAUAGAAAUAAAUUAUUCUUAGACAU